Messenger RNA from Gongylonema pulchrum, 12585 nucleotides. The record is from the annotation of a GenBank genome assembly. NCBI's taxonomy places the organism in Eukaryota, Metazoa, Nematoda, Chromadorea, Rhabditida, Gongylonematidae.
AUGGAGCUCAAGGAUUUUUUGUUGCCACUGGUCGCGGAAAGCCGAAGGCGUUAUGCCGAUAAUUCGUUGAUGAUUGUAAUUGAAUCAAUUCAAACUAACAUCAAAAAUGCAACCCCAAGCAGCGUUCAUUCGAAUCGUCAAUUUCAACUGUCGGAUUUGACAAAUCGAGAGCUUCUUCUGUUUUCAUCCGGUCAUACUGAAAUUCGAGGAUAUGGCGGAGAAAUACGUCACUGGCAGACGCAACCGUGCAGUGAUUUACAUCAAAUGGUACUCAGUAUGACGGAUAUAGGAAUCCUAAGUAUGCAACCAUUGAAGACGCUUCAGAAGGUUUUGUGCUGGAAAGAAAAAAAUAAAAGAAACACGCAGAAUCCUGGACUGACGCUAGUUUACUGCGAAUUCAUGGACAUCGACAAUCAUUUUGUUUUGGAUGAUGAACUGCUCACGGUACUAGAGGAGGUUCUUCGGGCUCAUUUUUGUGUACAACGGUGUCCAUUUGCUGAUCAGAUCCAGUGGCUUGCACUGCCAAUCAUAGUUCCUCAUUUACUCUGGGUUGUGCUGCAAACAGACCUCGAACAGAACACUGUCGAUAUGCAGCUGUAUGACAGCGAGGGUUGCAAGUGUGGCAAUGUUACUGGAAUUGUUUUCACUAAAGAAAUUCCGCUCAUCGUUGGGAGGUGUCUGAAGGGUGAAAAUAUGACUAUGCAAAGAAUUCGAGGAAAUUCAAAGGUCGCAAGCACUGCUGGGCUCGCCCAUGAAAAACCGUCAGCAGAUGUAGGAUUAAAUAAUUUGAUUUUUGCACCAACUAACACUGCGGAAUCAAAGACUUCUUCCAGUGCAGAAAAUCAUAUGAUUUGCACAGAAAAAGAGACAGCUGCAGAACCUUUACGAUACAAGGCCGUUCUAAACAAAAGAAUUUGGGAGCUGGUCAGAAAAAUCGCAAAAACCUCGAGUGCUGAUCACAGUGCAACAUUUGUGUCGCUUGGAUUUGAUUCUCUCAAAUUAGCACGUCUGGAGUUUGCACUUCAAGCCGAAUUUUCUGGAAAUUUUUCGCUACCUUACGGGAUUAUGCAACGAUUUUCAACUGUUGAUGCCUUGAGUGAUUAUCUAUCCACAAAAAGCGGUGCCGAAAUUACUGGACGAGACAAUAUAGUACAAGAAUCUGAAAGUAUGAAGGCUGUGGAUGAAAAAUUAAAAAAGCUUAUGAGAAACAAUGAAAAACUGAUGUUAAGUGCAGCGCAAAAACGAUUUGUGUUUCUGUCAGAGCUUAUUUCCGAUGGCAACGGCAAUUUCCUGGAGAGGAUGUCAUUUAAAAUAGACAAAUCAGCAAUGAACGAACUUCGGAAGGCUUUAAACAGACUAGUGGCACGACAUACAGCACUACGAACCAUUUAUACCAGGAGCAACCAAAUAAUUUUAUCAUCUACUGAAGCUUAUUUCUGGAUUCGCUUACAACAGGACAUUGAUUUGGAAGGACACUGUCCCAUCCGGCUUUUUGAUUCGACAGUUCCAAUGCAAAUAUUGAUCGCCUCAAAAAGCGAGAGCAGGACAAUAAAGAAUCAUUGCCAGGAGAAUCCAAAAGUCGUCAAAGGAGUUAGCCAGAAACAACUAGCAAUAACUCGAGAAAAGUUUGAAACGAAAUCUAUUCAGAGUGAGGAAAGUGAAUACUCUCGCACAGCGCGAACUACAGACAGAUGUAUUGUAAUGAUUGAGCAGCACCACAUCAUGACCGACGGCUUCUCAGUAAAGCUAUUGAGAGACGAUCUGCGCACACUUUGCAGCAGGAAAAAACAAAUAGAACCAGCUAUAUAUCAAUAUGCUCAUUAUGUGCUUCUGGAAGAUCAAAUCCGAAGAAAUUCUGAACAUUUCGAAUUCCGCAAAAAAUUCUGGAAAAACCAAUUUGCUAGAGUGGAACUGCAAACACUACCGGCCGAUAAGACCGAUCAAACAACAGGGCUUUAUUCAAACGGUUGCGUACAAGUCAAGCUGGAUUACAAAACCCAAAAAUAUUUGCAGAAUACCGCUGAAAGCUGCUCUGUAACACAGUUCACUGUGCUUCUCGGAAUGUACCAGCUUCUUCACUACAAAAAGUUUGGAAUUCAGGAUCUAUGCAUCGGAGUUGUCAGUGCAGACAGAGGCACUCCUGAAUUGCAAACCAUCGUUGGUUGCCUGCUAAACGUGGUACCAGUCAUUUGCACUAUACAUUCUGAGGAAAAAAUCUGCGAUUUUAUAAAGAAAGCUUCAAGACGCCUAAGUGAGUGUACCCAGAACCAAAUCCCAUUUGAUGACUUGAUAGCCGUUUUGAAUGCGAAACGCAGUAAACCAAAUUCACCGCUUUUCCAGGUUUUGUUCAUUAUGGAUGAGUUCAGCGUCAGUGAUGACGACGCCAGUAAUAGUGAUAUCGACAAUUCCGACAGUGGUAACGAUGAAGAAACAAAUGAUAAAAGAGUCGCAGUUUUUGGGGAAUUCGAAAGCCAGGAUUCUAACUUUGCACAAUAUGAUCAAGUCUGGUACUGUCAACGUCGAGAAAUCGAUACCAUUACGAUAAAAGUUGUUUACAAUGCUAAUCUUUUUUACGCAACUUCAGUGAAAGCAACAGUCCAGCAGUAUAUUCGACUAAUCCAUAAAAUCCACGGAAACUUGCACACUCCUGUUAGUAAUUUGAAAUUGAUAAGUAACGAGGAAGAAUACAGGAAUUACCAAAAGCGAGUUUCAAAUCGAUGCGACUUCCCCCGAAAAUGCACAGCUUUGGAUAUUAUUGCUGAGCAGAACAGGAUGAAUCGAUACUGUAAUAAAAUUAUUCAACAAAACAGCUCAUUUUCGAGUUCAUUCCUGGAAAAAACGAGUAACAGGCUAUCGAGACAUUUGACACAGUUGUGGCUGCGAUUUUCAGGGGAAAAUCUAGCCACUGAUAAUUUUGCUUUAGUACAUCUCAGUCGUUCUGUUGACCUCUUACUGGUUGUUUUUUCACUUUGGAAAUGUGGUGCUGCAGUAGCUCCAGUAAGCACUGACAUUCCCGAAAAACAGUUGCAUGAAACAGCUACGAAAUUAAAUCCCUUUAUUAUCAUUCAUGGAUUCAUACAAAAUCAAUCCAGGUGCGAAAAGUGCAACUGCAGAAGCAACAAAGAAAAUUGUUCCGAAAAUGCCUCCCAGAUGUUGCCACUGUUAAACGGUGGAAAAGUUUUUUCAAGACAAGAUCCCAAAUGCAGGUGCAGCUUUCAGCUCAGUAUCGAGAGCAGUCAAAUGCGCAGCGCAAUCUGUGAAUAUUCGGAUAAGGAGCUUAGGAAAAAAGCAAGUGAACGAGAUUUAGCUUAUUUGACAUUCACUUCAGGAAGCACUGGUGCCCCGAAGGCUAUUUGUACAGAGUUCUACGGCCUCAACAAUCUGGCACUGAACUAUGCGGAGCAGCUCAGCAUCAGAAGAAGCAGUAUAAUCUACCAGGUAGUCAAUCCGUCCUUCGACAUCUUCUUCGCUGAUCUAAUCGAAGCACACACAAAUGGCGCAACGCUGCACCUCGCCGCCCAGAGCAUUCCCGACCUGACGGAAGAGAUAACACAGGUCAGCCAUGCUUACAUAAUGCCGGCCUAUCUGUCAGCUAUUAAACAAAAACACUGGGAAAAAUUGGCGCGGCUCGAGAAAUUGAACUUUGGCGGGGACCACAUCCAGCAUAAGAGCCUGCACGCGGCUGUUCAGGCCGGGCUUCAUUCUUGUCAGCAGUACGGUUUAACUGAACAUUCCAUCUACUCAACCUGCAAGCUUAUGAAAAUUAGGGAAAAAGUCUCUUUAGUUGGAAAACCACUGAAAAACAUUCACUUCUUUGUGCGUGACGUUGAUCGAAAUAUUUGCGAACACCGCGUGAUCGGAACUUGCUGCACUUCCGGACCGGGCAUCAGCCGCGGCUACUUCGGAAAUUCACUUCUAAACCGACAACUGUUUCUGGAGAAUCAUGACUUGGCGAAACUGGAACUGCUAACAAUCCAUGAAAAACAUGAUUUCUGGACCGGAGAUAUGGCAGUCAUUGAAAAUGCCGCUGGUGAGCUGAAUUUUUUAGGUCGCAAAGACUUUGAAGUGAAAAUUCGAGGUAUGCGGAUCAAUGUUAGUGAGACCGAAGCUGCUCUGGAGCAGUGUGAAUUGGUAAAAGCCUGUGUUGUGUGCGUACAUGGAACAAAUGCAGAACGAUUCUUGACAGCUUACAUCAUCUUAAGCAAAAGUAUACAGCGGACUGAGGACGAUACUGAGCUAAAAACAGCUCUAAGCAAUUAUUUGGCGUCAAAGCUGCCUUCGAUCAUGAUCCCCAGCCAAUUCGUAUUUCUCCUGCAAUUUCCACUGAAUACAAAUGGAAAGAUCGAUCGGAAACGACUACCAGUACCGCAGAAACUAGCAAACCCAAAUACAAUUGCAAGGACGCAACAUAUUUUAACGCCGUGGCAAAAAAAAGUAAUGGAGAUAUUUGCGAAUUUACUUCCUGGAAAAGCAGCUGAACCAGAUCAAUCAUUUUUUGAACUGGGAGGUGACUCAUUGAAAGCUAUGCUCGCGAUGCAACAAAUUAAUCAGGAGCUCGGAGUGAACUUGCACCUCAGAGAUAUUUUCCAAUCAGAAUCCUUUAGUGCAAUUAUGGACCUGAUAGCAAUUGACUUCAGCAAAGCUGAAUCUAGAAAUUUUGAUAACGCUGUUUUAUGCCAGAAACCAAAGAAAUUUCAUAACCAUUACGAUGAUGUGCGGGAUACUGGAGAAUCGGCUAUGCCUGAUAUCCCAAAGGCCAAAGCAUCAAAAAUAUGUAAUAAAACAAGAAAUAAGGGCAAAACAAGAAACAAAUUUUGGUUGGAUGAGAAAGGAAUACCAGUAAGCCUUUUACAGGACUGGCUACUAUUUCUUUACAGUUUUGGGCAAGCAUACCGAGACAGUUACAUGCUGCGAUUUUUGAUUAAAUUUUAUGGUACAAUAAACCUCAAAAAGCUUAACAGUGCUCUGAAUUUUGUUGUGCGCAAACAUCCAGUCCUGCGGACAAUAAUUUUGCGCAAAGCCGAUAGAACCGUGCAGGAAACUCUAUCAUUGGCUGAGUGUUACAUAAAAAUUGGCGAAAACAAUUCGCUUUACAAACAGGCAGGGCCAAAAACGGGAUGUUUGCCGGAAUUAUUUGACAAUCCUUUGCUGACAAUAAUCUCUGACAGUGUAUCUGGUAACCUCCAGCUUCACCUGAUCUUCGACCACCUCAUUGUUGAUGGCCAUUCUAUCGCUAUAUUAUCAAACGAUCUUGUAGAAAUCUAUAACAAACUUCUCACCGAAUCCAGUGAAAAAUGCUUCCAUGCAUCGACAGAUGUACGCAGGAGCUACGCAAAUUUUUGUCUUCAACAGCGCCGUCAGGCUGAAAAGCUUGGCAUGCACGGGCUGAGCAACGCCCAGCGGAACACCGAGCAAAAAGUUCAGGACUGCAGACUUCUAGAUGAAAUGAUUGCAAAACUUCAAAAAUUCCCAGCCCUAGAAAUUGCCAGUAACUGUACUUCUGCUGCGGACGAUGACUUCGAUAUAAGAAACGACUCGAUGAAACUCAAAAUUUCAGUAACCCCAAAAGCAAUUAGCGAGUUCUGUGCUGCACAGAAUUGUACGCUCUUUGCUUAUUUGUUAAGCAUAUUUUCGCUGACAAUGCGUUUAAUCCUGGCCGAGCAGCACAGUCCGCAGGAGCAACGAUUUGCGGUGGUCACUCCGGUUUUAAAUCGUACCCAGGACACUAUGAACUGCACUGGCUUGUUCACUAACACUGUGAUCAUUGCUAUCGAAACAAAUUUCCAGCAAAUUUCUCAUUUAAUUCAAAACAUUCAAGCAAUAAUCGCUGAAGCUCUGCAUUACCAGCAUAUACCAUUCGGAUAUGUUAUCCAGAAGCUAAAUCCGAGGCGCGACCCCUCCAGAACUUCACCUUAUCCAAUUUCUUUCGUCGUACACAGUGCCUCAGCAAAAAAGCUGCCAAGAAUUGAUGGCGUUGAAACAGUGGUCGAAGAGCUCGUACCCAAUAAUGCAAAAUUUGAUCAGUCAUGGUACUUCACUAAGUUUCAAGACUAUGUUGAAAUGAUGGUUGAAUAUAGAGUUGCGAAGUACAGCAGUUCAAUGAUUGGGCGUAGCAUGGAACUGUUUGAUCGGAUAGCAUAUGAAAUUUUAUCAAAACACGAGGUGGAUAGUAUUCUAAAAAUCUGUGCGUCGCAAGCAAACAAAAAAAAAGAGGUCCAGAAUUUCGAGCACUGUGAAGACAGGUAUGAAAUUACAAAAAACGGUAAGGAAAACGAAACGACUACAAAAAUUUUGGAGAAUGUUUUACUGAAGAUCUGGAAGGAAGUUCUUUCAGACCCAGGAAUUUCGACUUCCGACAAUUUCUUCGCUAAAGGUGGUCAUUCGCUGUUAUUUGCAAAUGUCUGCUAUAAGAUCGAAAAAGAACUUGGUUAUAAGUGCCCUCCACAAGCGAUAUUCAGGUAUCAAACGAUCAGAGAACUCGCCGAGAAUCUCAGUAACAGCCUCAACAUGAAAUCAGUAGCAGAUGCGACAAAAUUCCGCCUUAAAGUAUGUCCUUUGCAAGAAUCUCUGGUCAGACUCUAUCAUAAUUGCAUAGCCCAGUCAGAAGCAGCAGCUGCGACGACAAAAAAUAUUACUACCACAUACGACCAAAUCAAAGCUUUCCAGACCGGUUUUACAGUUUUCUUGGAAUCCUUGAACUUGCUGCAACUGAGGAAAGCGUUGAAUGCAGUGAUAAUGCGCCAUUCUGCAUUGCGCACAACAUUCUACCACCAAGACGAUCAUUUUUUUCAGCAGCUUCACUCCGGAACAGAAAUUUAUUUUUCUUCCAGAGAAACUGAAGAGCAAACAAAGAUGAAUCCGCCAAAUCCGUUUCACGCCAUUCCAAUCCUUUGUUGGCUCACCCGCAAUGGCGGGCAGGAAAAACCCAUUGCCGCUCAUUCUUUUAAGCUUCAUUUCCAAAUUAGUCAUGCAGUCUGUGACGGAAAGUCGAUGGCUAUAUUGGCUAGUGAGCUUCGGGCGAUCUAUUUCACAGAUAUACAAAUUUUGGGCAAAACUCAAGAUUACGUACGGUUUACAGAGCAAAUAGAACAGAGAUUCAGCUCAAGAACUGUUGAAGUAAACAGUUACUGGAGAAAGGCAUUGGAAAAAGCGGAAAGUGUGGACCUCUAUCCAGAUAAAGUGGUUGAUUCACGAAGCAACAAAUGCAAAAUUAUCCGCAAAAAUUUCCAAAAAUUGAAUACUGUAAUUAAAAAGUUAGCGACAAAAUACGCUUGUUCGAUGUUUGCAGUACAGGUGGCUGCCUUCUGCAAAGUUCUCUUUGGAAGAGUGCAACCGGAAGCUACAGCAACAUCGGCUGCAUCGAAAUUGCUCGUCAGCUGUGUAGUCGAUAUGCGGUAUCCAGGUGAACAGGACUGCGUGGGUAUGUGCAUUAACACACUGCCACUAGUCGUUGACGUGGAGAAUAAUAGCACACGGGAUUUGGUUUGUGGAGCUGCCAGAAGUCUAGCGGCUGCCUAUCUCAAUGCGGACAUUUCUACCAGCGAUAUUGAAAAAUCAUGCGGAAAUGUAAGAUGGCACAAGCUUAUGAUAGUGGACGAUAAUGUUGGAGUCGAAAGCGAUCACCUUAACAACGAUCACGAGGGGGGCGACGACCCAGAGUACACAAAGUGUGACUUGACAUUGUUUCUGACGCAUCAUCAAAACCAUAUUAGCGCAAAAAUUGAAUACAAGCAAGAAUUUUUCUACAGCGAAACUGUAGCUAUUAUGCUUGACAACUGGGCAAAAACAAUUUUAAACAUGAAAUUGAGCGCAGAUGCAGAAGAUCGCAUAAUCAAACAUACAGACAGACCAAAACUAGGCCCGGAACGAAGACUCUGUCCCAGCUUCGCGGAAAAGAGUAAACGGCACAAAAAGCAGCCCAUUUUUGACAGCAGCGAUUUUCCAAGUUUUAGCUUUCCUCAGCUACUUCAUGAAGCACUCAAGAAUAAUGACUCACCAGCAAAAACUAAUAUAUGCUUGGCUGGAACCAAAGAAGCCAUAGAUAGUAUUGGCCUGUGCAAAAGAAUCUAUAAAACAUCCAAAAUGCUAAAUGAGAAAAUCAAACAGAUUACUGGCGCACCAUUACGACCUGACACAGUUGUUCCAGUUGUGGCCCAAAAAAAUAUCAGCACGCUGAUUACCUGCUUAGCAGUGACCUGUUCAGGAGCUGCUUAUCUUCCAAUCGAUUCCACAGAUCCAGCAAAAAGGAUUGCAGACAUCCUGGCACAAAACCGAGCGACGUUCUUUGUGACCGUAAAUAAUGCAGCACAAGACGGUGGCACAGAAUUUACUGGUCGUACCGAAAGUAUCAAUUCGCUUGUUCACGAUGCGUUAGAAAUACAAAUAAGAUACACCGAAGCUGAUGAUAGACAACUAAAAAAAUAUGCGCUACAACUACAGAACAGAUCAUCAGAUCUAGCUUACAUAAUAUUCACCUCCGGAACAACUGGAAUGCCAAAAGGUGUAGCGAUUAGCCAACAGGGCCUUCUUAACAUGGCUACAGCGUGUACUCGAAAUUUCUGGAUGAAGCCAACGGAUAGUGUGUAUCAGUUCACAAAUUUCACUUUUGAUAACAGUAUUCUGGAAACGACGAUGGCACUGGUCAAUAGCUGCACGCUCUAUGUAAAGGAGAACCUUUUCACGAAGCAUGAAUUUUUUAAUGAAGUGAAAAGAGCGCGUAUAACGCACGCAUUAUUAUUUCCUGGUUUGGUUAAAACAUUUACAGAAGAGGAAAUUCGAAAACUGGCAUUUCUGCGAUACUGGAUUACAGGGGCGGAAAGCGCUAAUAAGUGUACUUUGGACUGCGCGCUAAAAUCAGGUGUCAACGUGAUACAGAACUAUGGACCAACUGAGACAACAGCCUAUGCACUGACCAAACGAAUGAAGCUACUGGACAGACCAAACAAUAUCGGUCGCGCAAUAGAUAAUGUUGCUGCCACGAUAAGUAGUGCGUCUGGACAAGAAAUGCUGUCAAAAGCAACGAUUGGCGAGUUGCUCAUCAGCGGGGUGGGAGUCAUGCGAGGAUAUGUCUCCGGGGCACAGGUAAACGAUAAAACUGUUACCCAAGAGAGUCAGUGCGAAGCGGAAGCUGGAAGUUAUGGGAUCGUAAAACAUUACGGAUUAACUCGGGCAAGCAACUGUUACGCAACAGGAGAUAUCGUUCUCGUGCAGCCGAACAAUGACUUGCUGUUUCUCGGACGACACGACGACCAGGUGAAAAUUCGGGGGUUUCGAAUUGAACUUGCUGAGGUCGAAGCCAUUUUGUGCCAGCAUCCGCUCAUCAGGUCCGUAAAAGUUAUUUUAGAACAAACACAGAGGCAGCACCUUGUGGCAUAUGUCAUUUUACGUGACAUGGAGAGGAAAAUGGACACGCACGCAGUCAGACGAUUUUUGAUGAAGCGUCUGCCGCACUAUAUGGUGCCAGCGGAGUACCACUGCUUAAGGCAACUUCCACUUACCAAAAACUCGAAAAUUGAUUUUGCGGCUCUAAAAAAUCUGACGAAUGCCAAUGCAAAUGAAGUUCACCGGGAGCUGGUGAAGCCGGAAAAUAGUAUGGAAGAAAAGCUGCUCGGAUUUUUCCAGAAAAUUUUGUGCAAUAACAAGAUUUCAGUAACGGAUGAUUUUUUCGAACAGGGUGGUAAUUCGCUGAUAGCAUCGCAGCUCAUAGAACUUAUUGUCGCUGAUAAAAUUUUGUCCCAUUUCGAUGUAAGCAACGUUUUUCGUUAUCGAACCGUAAGGAAAUUGGCAGAAUGCAUUCUGGAUGCUCGAAAAUCCAUCCUCGACGUUCACAACACUGAGACUGCGCAUACGAAAAGAAUGCGCUAUGAUGACAUGCCACUUAGCUUUCAGCAACAGCACUAUCGUUUCCUGAAUGAGACACACCGCCGGCAGUACUACGAGCUCAUAUUUGUCCAAAAAUUCGAUGCUCCCAAAAGCAUACGACAUUUGCGUCUCGCCUUUUUGCGCCUGGUCUUAAGGCAGCCAUCGUUGCGGACCAUAUUUCCGGAAGAGCAAUACGAAGCGCGUCAAGAAAUACUAUCCGGCACAGAAGCAUAUUUCUACAGUGAUACACAAGAACAAUACGAAAGCUACCCAACUGGUACAGUAGAAGAGAAAAUAAGAAUGUUGCAGAAUGAGAAGCUGGAUUUGCAGCAAGAGCCUCCGGUUCUGUGCACAAUCCAGGUUGCCAGUGACACAACCAAAAUCGCAAUCUUACGCAUCAGCCACAUCAUCAGUGAUGCGUGGUCCACAAAAAUUCUCGAAAAAGAACUCACUCAGCUGUAUCAGCAGGUCCUGCGCAGCAAAAUAUUCACCGAUACCAAGUUAAAACUUACAUACGCCGAGUAUUCCGCGGAACAAUUUCAGAGGCAGCAUUUACUGGAAGCGAGCGCUGCUAAAUAUGCUGGCAAGCUCGUAGCGUGGGUCAAAAGCCACACAAACUACAACAAUAUUAUGGAAAACUGGAAGGAACGCGCAGGACCGAGAGUUCAUGAAUUUGGGCGCACAUGUGUUAGUACUAUUCUUGGCUCAGAAUGCAUGGAAUACGAAGAAAAUCUGAAAUUCUCGAUUUCGGGAAGUUACUGGGAAAUAGGAUUUACAAACGAAAAAUCACACAUUGAAAAAAUUUGUCGUUGUUUUAACUGCACCCCGUUUGUUGUGUUCUUAGGCGUAUUUGCUCUGGCGGUGCACGAAUUAUCGGUUACAGAAAAUCUCAUUGUUCAAGUACCAUUUGCAAACCGAACUCCUCAAACAUUAAAUAUUAUUGGUAAUUUUCUUAAUUACAUGCUGAUACACAGCACUUACACUUCAGAGAUUUUUCCUACGACAGAAAUUGCCGGCAGCAGUGUAGGUGGGAAUACUGUCCAUGAUGAAGGUUUGGAAGUUCGCAGUAAGUUAAAUUUACGCUUGACUGACUUUUUUGAGAGAGUCAAAGAAACAAUAGAUGAAGUACGCCAGUUUGAGGAAGUACCAUUCAUCGUUCUUCUGGAGUUCAUCAAAAAAGAAUUAAAAAAGCAUCGGCUACUAAAACGAGAAAUUGUUGAGCGUCUUCAUCGAACCAUAUUCUUUAACUGCCGUUACGAUCUUGAACAGGACAAUGAAUCGACAAUUGGGGAAGGCGAAACUCAAGCGCCAACAGGCUGCGUACACGAUAUAGAAGUCGACGUGGACUGCACAGACCACCACUAUUCAUGCAGAAUUCGAGUGGAAAAGAAAAGCAGCAAUGGAACUUUCAUCCUGGAACUACAGCAGCGGAUGCUCUUCUACUUACAACAAAUGUUUUUGAGCCCGGCGGAAAAUAUGACUGAGAAACUUACUAACUCAGAGGAAAAAGCAAACGUUGAAUCUCAGCUGAGACGCAUUUGGAGUGAAUGUAUUGGCACAAAACGGUUUAAGGGCGACGAUGAUUUUUUCAUGGAAGGUGGAAAUUCACUACUUACACUAAAACUGGCUCGUUGCAUUAAAAAGGAAAUGAAUAUUUCAAUGAGCGUUGAUGAAAUAUUCGAGAACAGCGUGUUUUCGCAAAUGACAGAAUUUUUGCAGAAGCGAUGCAGUGGGCGAGAAUCCGUCUCCUCGAACCUUCCUCACUCAACCCCAACAGCAGAGAGGAAAGGAACCACGAUUGCGGACGGCGAGAAUUCUGUGCUCAACUUGCGGGAAUCAGCGGAAGCUCACGACAAUAAGCUAAAUGUAAAUGUUAAAGCAGACGUUGAAAAUCUGAGAACAGUAGUAGUUCAGCUGCACCAUGGAGACAGUCUAGGCCAGCAGAAUACAGGCGCAAUCAUCGUAUUUUUUCAUGCGCUUAUUGGUGGUGUGAAAUGGACGUAUUCGUCACUGGCUCGAUAUCUAGUGACGAAAUUACCACAUCAAUUCAGAAUAAUUGGCGUCGAACAUCCGGACAGCUUUGCUCAAAAAACCACAGAUCGCAAACUGUACCGCUCCAUUGAAUGCUUGUGCUCGAAGUAUGCAGAAGAGUUGUAUGCACAUCUACAGCCGGCGAACCUACGAAUAUUCGUAGGCGCUUCAUUUGGCGCCCUACUCGCCUACCAAUGUGCAGUACGACUGCGGUCAUUAGGGCUGGAAAUCCAUGAGAUAAUCUCGAUCGACGGCACAGGACGAUGGAGAGACAAGCCAUUCUCGUCUGGGAUAACUUACGAACAACAUCGCCAACAAAUCAUGGAAAUCGUCAAUCGCUGGACCGUUGAUGAACAGACUGAUGGUGUAAUACUGGAAGCGAUGAUCGACAAUGCGUGGGAAUUGCUGAAGAUGAUGCGAAUCUACAUCCCAAAUGAGUGUGAAUCGACUCCCUAUCGGUUACACGUGACGCUUCUGAAAGCACAGUCUGAGGCUGAAUGGGAAGAUGAUGACGACUACGGCUGGAAUGAACUUUGUGAUACUACCGUCCUGAAGAUACCGUAUUCGCAUGUAACGAUGUUUGAGAGGCACAAUGCAGAUGAUCUUUCGGACAUCGUUGCCCGCGCCAUCCUGACGGCUAAAAAGCGAAUAAUUGCUCAAUGCAAUCAUCAACUCCGACACGUUGCGAGUUAA